Molecule: messenger RNA, 855 nt
Organism: Trichomonas vaginalis G3
Lineage: Eukaryota; Parabasalia; Trichomonadida; Trichomonadidae
Product: phosphorylation of RNA polymerase II C-terminal domain
Exons: 1
Coding region: 1-855 (284 amino acids)
Biological process (GO): nucleotide-excision repair; regulation of DNA-templated transcription
Cellular component (GO): transcription factor TFIIH core complex; transcription factor TFIIH holo complex
Source: RefSeq, a predicted model, not a curated record
AUGAACGACGCAACUCAUGAAUUUUUAGCAAUUCUAAUUGAUGUCAAUCCUCUUGAAUGGAAGGAAAUGAAAGAUAUUAAGUUUGAUGGAUUUAUGAACCAUUUGUUUCUGUACUUGAAGCAAAUGAUUCUUUCAGAUUGUAUUCUUCCACCUUGCGUAUUAGCUUAUAACCAAAGUCAUGCCGAAUUCAUUUUCCCAGAACCUGGCCGUACAAAAGAUGUCAUAAAUCAAAAGUUCAAUCCAACAAACCAAGAACAAAUUAAAAAUUAUUUCGAAAAUAUCAUCAUUCAGAUUGCAGAAUUUAAUGGCAGAUCAGCUAGUAUACCACCAACACCACAUGUUCGUCUUGAUGUUGCUCUUUCAAAAUCUUUAUGUUUAAUGAAUAAUUUACCUAAUAAAAACAUCAAAAAGAGAAUACUUGCGUUUUCAGUUUCUCCUGAGACUGGCUCACAGUACGAUAAUCUUUUAUUCGCUGCUAAAAGGCUUGAUGUCGUAAUCGAUGUUUUAUUCUUAAAUUCAAAUAGAUUGUGCUUCCUCAGCCAAGCUGCCGAUCUUACUCAUGGUUUUUCAAAGACAAUCAAGAUGGGCGCUGCUUUGGCUCAAUAUUUAUUCUCAUUACCACCAACAACCGUACGAGACUUAAUGGCAUUACCAGCACCUGAGCCGCUUGAGUAUUCGGCCCCUAGCGCUGAUACACAUAAAAUGAUCAGCAGAGGUUACAUUUGCCCUGUCUGUCUUUCAAUACUUGAAGAAGCCUGCAGAACAUGUCCAAUUUGUAACACUAGGUAUGGAAGUGUGAAUUUCUAUAUCAACCAAACAGAAUUUAAGAGUGAAGAAUUGAAAAAUCUCUUAUAA